AGUCGUCGUCAAAUUCAUUGACGUAUGAAAUGGAGCACGCAAAACGAAAAGCAGAAAAUACAAUGACAGAACUCUGGUAUUUUCUCGACUCCGUUUUGGGUAAAUCAGAUACAGAAAAAGGUCAGAUGCCACUUAAGAUACCGGAACUGAGAGAAAGUCUGCAAGGAUACAAACGAAGCCUGUUUGGUGACUUUGAAAAGCUCCGGACCGCCAACAAAGCAGACGUUUACAGAAAACAAAGACUUCAAGAACUAGGGGAUUUAAUUCAGAGGAGGUUAGAGUAUCUUCAGAACCCAACUGAUUGUAAAACUGCUAAGAAGCUCGUCUGCAUCUUGACAAGAUCUUGUGGCUUCGCCUGCCAAAUACACCAUUGUUUACACUGCGUGAUAUCAGCCUAUGCCCUGGGAAGGUCUCUUGUCUUGAAGUCAAGCUCGUCUCUGUACGCUUCUGAAAGCUUCGACUCUGUGUUUGAGCCCAUGGGCAGUUCGUGUUUGUCCACUCAGUUUAACAAUACUACAAAAUGGCCAGGUACUCUGAACUACAAGAGCAGUGACAACACCAUUUUUUUAACAUCUGAGGAAAACUAUUCUCCCCAACGCCCUGCGUUCUUGCCACCUGCCGUCCCCGCAGACUUGGCCCAGGAGCUGUCCAUCCUCCAUGGGAACCCAUCAGUUUGGUGGAUCGGGCAGCUGGCUAGAUACAUCUUCAGGCUGAAAGGGAAAAAAGCUGGGUUCACAAAUACAAUUGUCGGGUAG
Molecule: messenger RNA, 755 nt
Organism: Candidula unifasciata
Lineage: Eukaryota; Metazoa; Mollusca; Gastropoda; Stylommatophora; Geomitridae
Source: the annotation of a GenBank genome assembly